This is a messenger RNA of Dipodomys ordii (Ord's kangaroo rat), 887 nucleotides long. Its product is annotated as chymotrypsinogen B. The transcript is spliced from 7 exons. Bases 38 to 829 code for a protein of 263 amino acids. Gene Ontology annotation, biological process: proteolysis. NCBI's taxonomy places the organism in Eukaryota, Metazoa, Chordata, Mammalia, Rodentia, Heteromyidae. The record is from RefSeq and is a predicted model, not a curated record. Gene Ontology annotation, molecular function: serine-type endopeptidase activity.
AGAGCAGGUACAACUCAUUCUCCCUGACCACAACGCCAUGGCAUUCCUGUGGCUUCUGUCCUGCUUUGCCCUUGUGGAGGCUGCCUUUGGCUGCGGGGUGCCGGCCAUCCACCCGGUGCUCAGUGGCCUGUCCAGGAUCGUCAAUGGGGAGGACGCUGUCCCUGGCUCCUGGCCCUGGCAGGUGUCCCUGCAGCACUCAAAUGGCUUCCACUUCUGCGGGGGCUCCCUGAUCAGCGAGGACUGGGUGGUCACCGCUGCCCACUGUGGGGUCAAGACGUCCGACCUCGUGGUGGCUGGGGAAUUUGACCAGGGCUCCGACCAGGAGGACAUCCAGGUCCUGAAGAUCGCAAAGGUUUUCAAGAACCCCAAGUUCAACUUCUUCACCAUCCAGAGUGACAUCGCGCUGCUGAAGCUGGCCACACCCGCCCGCUUCUCCAGCACCGUGUCGGCCGUGUGCCUGCCCAGUGAGGACGAAGAUUUCCCGGCCGGGACCCAGUGUGUCACCACGGGCUGGGGAAAGACCAAGUACAGCGCCACCAAGACCCCCGAAAAGCUGCAGCAGGCCACCCUGCCCCUCCUGUCCACCGCCGAAUGCAAGAAGUUCUGGGGCGCCAAGAUCAAGGACUCCAUGAUCUGCGCAGGCGCCAGUGGCGUCUCUUCCUGCAUGGGCGACUCCGGCGGCCCCCUGGUGUGUCAGAAGGACGGGGCCUGGACCCUGGUGGGCAUCGUGUCCUGGGGCAGCGGCACCUGCUCCACCUCCACCCCCGCCGUGUAUUCACGGGUCACUGAGCUCAUGCCCUGGGUGCAGCAGAUCCUGGCAGCCAACUGAGUCCGUGGCUCCUGCUCCCCCGCUCCGAGAAGCUCCAAUAAAAUCCAUCUAUUCAGAA